AUGGCUCCUUUUGCUGAAAGCAAUAUGCUUACUUAUGUUAACUCGUCCUGUUCAUCCAGUAAUAAGUUACGGAAGCUCGUUGUGGAGAAAAUUCGGAGAGACCGCAUCAACAUUAGCAUUGAGCAACUGAGAACACUUCUCCACAGAGGACAGAUAUGUGGACAGCAGCAGCAGCGCUUAUCCAAACUGGAGAAAGCGGAUAUUUUGGAGUUGGCCGUGAGUUUCUUACAGAAGGAGACCAAAACGGGCGUUUCGCCCACCUACUCCCAGUGUCUGCAGGAGACCCUCCGCCACCUGUCCCUUCACGCGCCCCUGCAGGCUGCAGAACAACAGGAUAUCAAACGCUUUUACGUGCUCCAGAAAACAGCCCUGUCCAGGAGCAUGUCAAGUGAACAGCACGCGCAGUCUGCAGCCAAGCGGUCAACAUCAAGGUCAUCAUCACGGCGGUUCCAAGGCUCUCUGUGGAGGCCAUGGCAAUAG
Molecule: messenger RNA, 480 nt
Organism: Oncorhynchus mykiss (rainbow trout)
Lineage: Eukaryota; Metazoa; Chordata; Actinopteri; Salmoniformes; Salmonidae
Product: transcription factor HES-5-like
Molecular function (GO): protein dimerization activity
Source: RefSeq, a predicted model, not a curated record